Molecule: messenger RNA, 2658 nt
Organism: Talpa occidentalis (Iberian mole)
Lineage: Eukaryota; Metazoa; Chordata; Mammalia; Eulipotyphla; Talpidae
Exons: 7
Coding region: 1360-2121 (253 amino acids)
Source: RefSeq, a predicted model, not a curated record
GUGCCAAGUGGUGGACAAUGCAUCAUCCCUAAAAGCAAAGUCCUCAAUCUUCAGAAGGUUAAUGGAGAGUGGGGAUCUUGAAGGAUGGACCCUAAGAACUUGUGGAACUUGUUCCUGGCUUUCCCAGGCACGAGACCUUUCCAGAGCUCAGAUCCCCACCGCCCAACACUCCCGCCAAAGUCCAGCCUCUUGAUGUAAAGUGUGGACAAGUAAACACUUCAGCUUCUCUAAGAGGUUGGCAGAAGCCAAAAUGGGUUGGAUUCUGGGGCAGCAUAGAGAGUGGUCAGGUUCAAUCACGGGUGCUUUGUCACCGCCGGGACCCUGCUGAAGAGUCACACUUGGACUUGGGGACCAGAGAUCCGAGUCCUUGAAGACACCCCACCCAACUCUGCUACUCUGCGUCCUUACCUGGAACCCCAGUGGUCACCCCAACGGUCCCUGCCGUGCUCCCUCUCUCACCCUGAUCUGUGACCCCACAGGUGAGGAAGGCCCUGCUGAGCUUCAUCGAGUGCUGGGGCAGCACGACCACCUGGCCCAGCCCCAGAGCAGCAUCAUCCUCGAUUACGUGGUCAAGCUCAGCAAAUGUGACUCCUCUGUUAGCAUAGGUGUGGGUGGGAGGGUGGAGGGCAACAGAGUGGGUCCUGAGGCUUAGAGGAGGGAGCAAGAAGAAGGCAGAGUUGGGAGCAGGAGGGAAAUGAGAGGAGGGUAUGGCUGGUGCGAGGGUGGGGAGGGACUUUGGCCUCCCCUGAGCAGUGAGCCUGGGAGGUCUGAACCAGACUCAGCGGGCACUGGUUUCAGAAUUAACACCUCUUCUUAUUCCAGAAUGAAGUGGACAUCCGAAUACUGUGUUCAAAGAUUCUCCAGAUGGUACAAGCAGCCAGGGGCAAAGAGGCUGUCCAUUUCCUCCGCCCUUGCUCCUUGUUACCCCCCCAGCCCCUAGUUCACCCCUCCUGCAUCCAGCCUCUUCAGCUUUCUCUUCUCCCCCUCCCCCACUCCAGAAAUGCCCACUCGCGUGCCCAGGCUCCUCUGGAGGGUGUCUCAGGGCCAGGAGAGGGCCUCUCCCGGGGAGGCUGGAGACUGCUCUGGAGUCUUCUCAUCCCCUUUAUAGCUCUAAAAUGUGUCAAUGGCUGUCUGGGCUGCAGUUUUCCCAUCUGUCCGCGAGGGGGGGAACGUGCAUCCCGCCUGCCACAGGAGCCUCUGAGGGUUCUUGAAGGCUGGAGGAGCUGAUGUGUGGGUCAGAGUCUAGGUAAGGGCUUAAGGGAGGAGCACAGCUGGGAUUCCCUCUCCGUCCUGGAGUCACAGCUGCUCUCCUCCCAGCAGGCCGGGCCUCCUGACCCUUCCCAGGGCUUCUGUCCUGGGAUGUUCCCCUGUGAAUUCCAAAUUUCAGGAAACCCUCUCUCUAAGCAAGUCCUUCUGGCUGUGAUUUUUAUCAGGACCUUGUUUGUAGUUUACCACGACGGAGUGGUGGUGCUGCUGGUGGUGGUGGUGGUGGAGGACGUGGUGUGUCUGUCUGUGUCUGUGGCCUGCAGGCCUCAAAUGCCCUUGCAGGAAAGAAGACAAGGUUGUGGCUUGGAGAACGUGGGCCCGGGCUUAUCUAGGCUUGCCAAUGAAACCCUUGCACAUCCCUGCCAGGUCUCCUUGCCAAGACUGGUCACCGUAAUGUGUGAGCCCAGCAGUGUCUUGGCCUUUGUGCCACUGUGUGAGACAGUCUUGGAAAUGGCUCUGAAGGCCCAGUCCCAGGGCAAGACCCCCUACCUCAGCGGCUUUCAUCUCACACCCACCCAGUUUGUAACCCCACAGAACCUCCUGUCCUGCCUCGUGACUUUCCUGUAUAAAUUCUUCGGCUUCACCCUGUGGUCCUCAAGUGACAAGACAUUGGUGCAGAUGAUGAUCACCGCCUUGGUCCUGACCACCCACGAGGACUUGGCAGAGCGGGAGGCCUGUGGAGGAGCCCUGACCAAGUGUACUAAGGUGAUUGUCGGCUUGUCACUCACGGAGGCCUUCCGGCACACCACCCUCAGCGACCACAUCCACGUAUUGAAGAAACGUGCAAGUACCUGGUGGGCACAGGCAAAUUGCAGCUCGUGGGGGACUUACUGUCCCAGAGCUUUGACUUCCUGAAGAGCCCCCAGUUCUUCCUAAGGGCAGCUGCACUCAACUUCAUAGGGUUCAUGGUGAAGAGGCUAAACAUGAAACUCAUCCACCCCAAUGAUGUGCAGCUCUUGCGGAGUGUUCUAACAUCCCUCAACAAUGACCCUAUGGAAGAUAUCCCGAUUUUGGCCCAUAAUGUCCUGAAGGCCAUCGAAGACUCUCUUGCCUCGGGGUAUGCCUCUACUUCCAGGCUUACUCAGCUAAGCAGGCACUUCUUCAAAUGGUCCUGCCUGAAACACACAGAAAGAAAGAAGCGACUGUUUAAGACUGUCAAGCGGGAAAAGGCUGAGAGUGAUCAGAAAAGGACAGCCCCGACCUGGCUCCAGAGCCCUCUCGCCUCAUUGCGUAACUGGUACAAGUCACUGUAAAUCUUGAAACCUGGGGACACCAGUCCUUGCAACUGUUGACCCAUAUGUUGAGCUCCGCCCCACGGCAUGUGCUCCCAUCUCCUGCCCCACUGGGACUAUACAUUGGCUUAAACUCCAGGAAGCAUUUUAUUUAAAUAAA